GGCUCGGCUGCGGCCUGCAGGGGGCUCUGGGCCGGGCUCUGCCGCGGCCCCGGGACCUUCCGGGGCGCCCACCUGUUCCCCGGGCCCUGCGGCCGCCUCCAGCGGGCCGGGGGGUGUCCCGGGCUCCGGGGACACCGGCAGGGCUUGCCCGGUGGCUGCGGGGCUCUGGAGCGGCUCCAGCACCGAGCAGCCCCGGUCCUCGCUGUUAUCCGUUCCUGCAGCGCGCUAAUGAGCUUAUCUGCUCCUUCUGGGAUGUGCUGUAAGCACAGAAGUCGGUGUGUAUUUUACCUAUAAGUGGCCUUAAGGUUUAAGUGACGGUUAUCCAAAGUAUCCUUCGCUCCUUUUGAGGUAUUUUCAGCACAUUAAGGCAGUUCCCCGCUUAGGUGUUUCUUGCUGUGGGAGGACUGCGGAGCCCUCAGUCUGUCAGACUCGUGAAUCUUAGAUCAACAGCCACCGCAGCGGGAUGCCAAGGUGGGUUUGUGUGGACUCUGGGGCAGCUGGGGUGCGCCGGCUGAACGCGCCUGUGUGUUUUAUUCCAGGAGACUGGGGACCUGAAAAGGUACUUUGGUUCUAUUAAAGUCGUACCUGCUUCUGUCUGAACAAGUGUUUGUCUUGUAAUGGACCUGUGUCGGAGUCUUAAAGCAGCUAAUAUAGUUAUUGCCAUUUAGAACCGUUCUGGAGUGGCCUGUAUGUGACAUGAGAACUGAAGAAAAAUGGCCCUGACCUUGUCUCUUGUGCAGUAAUCCCCUGUGAGGUGCAUUUGUCACGAGCUGCAAUAUUACAUGUUCGAGUAACAGUAAUGAAUUAUAAUGGUAAUUGUGGGCUUUCAAAUGUCAAAGUUGUUUGAGUUUGCAGUCCUUACCGUGGAUCGUACUGAAAUGUCAGUUAGUACACUCCAUGAAUUUUGUUUGCUCCGAGUUCUUUUUUUGUGGCUGCAGAUUUUUCACUUUAGACUCAGUGUCAACCUACGUUAAUAAAAUUCUAACAGAGCGGUGGUUUAAGUUCCAAACUGUCGGUAGCACUGGUCGCCCUGCUCCUGGUGUUACUUGUGGCUGGGUGGAAUUAAGCAACAAGGGAAUAUAUUUUUGAGGUGGAUGCUUUUCCCUUCUCCGCACGUGCCCGUUGCGUCGUGCUGCAGCCGUGGUCGCCGUCUGGUUCUGGUGAGGGGACCAGAACCAACCGGGCAAAGGGAAGUCGGAGCAUCAGCCGGGAGCUCUGCGGAGCUUCCAGCCGGUCAGCAGCUCCAUAAGCUGAGCAGUAAUGUAUGUUAAAUUGGAAUUCUACAUACUUGAUACUUAUCCAGGGCAAUGAUUGGUGGCGGAAAAAUUGGCCCAUUGUUUAGAACCGCCUGUAGGCAGGGGGCUGUCUUCCAUUUUAACCUCUUCGAAGGAAAGCGGAGGUGCUGCAGUUGCGAUUCAUUGUCCAGGCCCUGAUCUCGGGCCGAGAGAUCCCUGGGAAGCGAUCGGUAAAAGCACCUGUCACGCCGUUUUCGUGAUGGGAAAGCAGAGGUUUGCACGUGCUUCAAGGGAGAUUCGGAAUUUAAUCGCGCUUGAGCAGCAGUGUAAAAGUACAAGAAGCUCUUCUGAUGUUUUCCUCCAGGAAGAAGCCGGUCGCUGGUACUCGUGGAAAACUCUGGCGACUUUCUUCUGGCUUUUAGGAUCUUCUAAAAGAAGUGGUUGCAUUCAAACUUAGGGUAUUCAUUAUUGUGGUCGACUUCCUUGUUUCCCGAGAAAGUCAAGCUUGGAGACGCGGGUCACUCAGGCUUUUCACUGUGAUUGUCCGUGUGUGUUCCUGGAGAGGACAGAGGGAGAAGCUGCACCGGUGCCGUGGGGCGUGCGAAGCCCAGUCCCGUUCUGAGGGGCUGCAGAGGGGAUGCGGUUCUUCAAUGAGCUGGUGCUCCGUCGUGGGUGUUCAUUCCAGCGUAGCUGGACAGCUCUUUGUGGUACACAGCAGUCUUGCUUAACUCUGAGGUCCUGCCUUAAAUGAAUACAAAAAGACAGAAGCAAAUUUCUCUACCGGUGUUGAGUUGAAGCACUUAAAAGAGUCUUUUCCCCAGCUUCCCCAAAACUCCUUGUUUUGAGAAGUCACCUGUGCUGGCCGCUCAUCCUUGUUUUAACUGCCACACCAGGCGCUGCCGACUCAGGAGCGAUGUCUAAUUGUACACAUGCGUGUAGCGCUUGAGACCUCUUCUAGUAAUUGCUGCAGAAUGUAUUUGUAGCUUCGUUUCACACACUUAGUUCAGGAUUUACACGGGUAACCUCUGUUUCAAAGGAGACCUAUAAGAACUAAGCUAUUUUUAAAAAAAAUUACAUCAUCUUGGAAGCCACCCGGGAUGUCUGGUGUUACAUCUUCAUUUCUUCAGCCUUUUCCCCUUGAAAAAACAUAUGGGGAAACUACUUGUGCUGUGCGACUUAAACACUAAGUGUCGACAUCCAUUUCCUUCCAGAGCUGGUGCCGUAGCGAGAAUGUACCAAAGCUCACGAGUUUCGUGGCGUCGCCCACAACGAUGGGCAGUGGGAUUUUCUUGGAAGAGCCGCGUAGGAUCGGUAGCGGGAGCGGAGCAUCCCAGCCCGUGUUGUGGCAGUUGCGCGGGGAGAGAUUCCCGGUUCUGGUAGAAGCGACGCUUUUCCCUUCGGGCUCGGUGUGCGCAGAAACUGCCUGUUCUCCGCGCCGAACACCUUCGCCUUGUUAAACCGCGCUCUGUGCUCUUGGGGAUUUUGUCACCUGAUGGCAGGAAUAAUGAGAUCAGUUCGGUUUUGCUCUGUGGGAGAGCCUGUCGUUUCCUACUGGCUGUUAGAAUUUGGCUUGCAAUUAAAUGGUUCCUCAUCCUGAAUACGUAGCAAUUGUUUCCCGAUUUUAAAUAUUAGACGAUAAUUCUUUGCCGUUAACGCCUCUCUGGGAUGCAAACCCAGCUCUGGUUUGGGUAGCAGCCCGUGAUCUGCUCACCGUGUGGUGGGAGCUGAUUGUGAAUCAGGCUGCUGCUCAUCUCGGUUUCCUUGCUGCUCAGAUCUUCAGGAGAGCUCCGGGGUCUGAAUUAUUAGUAAUAAAUGGGUCUGUGUGUUGUAACAUGUUAAACUGUGCCUUGGUCUGGCAUGAUCUUCCAGUUGACGCAUGAGUCGCGUCGUUGAAGGUGCUUCCGCGGCUGUUGUGUGCCUGUUGCUUUCCCCAAGUCCUACAAGCAAACCCCUCUGUCAUCAGUGAUGAAAACGCUUUCUAGACUUGAGUUGGAAAAGCGGGAGAGAAGGUACAAGGUGCUGCUGUGAUAGUGUCAAUAUGGAGAGUGGAGGAGGACGGUGAUUCCCGUCGGGAGGCCCUUGGGGACUUUGUUGCAUGCGGAGAAGUGUUACACGUGGCGUCAGUGGCCGGGGCUUUGGCUUUGGCUUCAUCCAUUUCUGUGUGGUCUUACGACUGUGAGGAAGCUGCAGAGAGGCUGGGACCUGUUGUACCUUCCCCGUUGGGGUUUAUUCUUACGGCUCCCCAUGUUCCAGGCAGUAUCACGUUUUGUGUGCGGUGAAACAUGGGGCUGGUUGUGGCCUUUCCUGAUGUUGGGUCUGAAGUGUUGUUAGCCCGUCAGUCCUGGCUUCCAGAUAAAGAUUUGGGCCAGUUGCACUAAGUCCCAUUGAAUUCUCUUUCUUUAUGAUUUUCAGUAACCUUAAAUGACGACGCCUGCUUUUCCUGAUGCUCUGACUGUGCUUCAGUUCACCCGGUAGCAGGUAUUGGUACAGUUGGUUUCGUGGCCUCACUUUGCAGUUGCCUGUAUAGUCCUGGCCGCUUUGUCGUUACCUUUUAAGGGUUAAAAACUCAUUGUUUUGUCGUUUGCACGGUACCCCGGCAGCAGUGAGACCGUUGUAAAGUCUGCGCCUGGCAAGACAGCACCUGGGCAAACACAAGCAAGAACUUGGGCCGAGGGGCUAAGCCGGGAACGGCAGAUUGCUUUGGCGCUGGGAAUUCCUUGAAACUCCCGCACGGUGCAGGGCAGGAGUCGUUCCUCUGAGCUGUAAUUGGGGUGUUUGUUUCGGCAGCAGUGACAAUUUCAAUAACACCCACCUCCUAUUCCUGCUCCACACACCCAGUUUGUGUGCCGGUGCAACUACGUGCAGGAUCGUGUAGGGAAUUGAACUGGGUUUAUAAAAUUAAAAAAAAAUUUCCUUAGGUAGUUUUUGACGUCGCUCAAUUACCUGAUAAGACUUCGGUGCGUUACAGAUGGCACUGGAGCAGGUGUGGCGGUAGAACUGGGUAGAAAAGUGUUUGAAUAAGUACAGAACCCGAAAAAUUAAGUGUAGUUUGCCUCCUCGCGCUUCCCUUGUGCCAUAGCAGGUUGGCCUGGGACCCGAGUGUCCCGAUACCGGACCCCCUGGAUUGAGAGCAGAGAUUUAGAGGUUUCAUCGGCGCUGUAGCUGAGGGGGGUCACUGACCCUCCGUGGAUGUGGCUGUGAAGCCGUUCACUGAAUGGAAAAACCAACCUUUUGUAGGUAGAAUAAACAUCAGGAAUAAUCUCUGACAGUCGCCACGAACCGCAGCAUGGAAAAGGCAGCUGGUGUGCAUCCUAAACCCAGCCCAAGGACCCCGUCUGUGCCUUAGAAAAUACGGAGCCCUUCAGCCUAGCCCGUGUUUCAGAGCUCUGGACGGAGGACAGAGGCUCGGGCCGGUCAUUUGUCAGGGUUGUGGAUGAUAAAUGGUGGGUGAGCCCGGGUUAGCAGUGCGGGAGGUGUGGGGUUUGGCUCGGCCGUGACACAGCAGCGUUGUCAUCCUGGCUCCUCUGGCUCCUGAUCAAAGUGUUUCCGGAGCAGCUGAGGCGUUUUGUGCCGGUACCCGCGAGGGCAGGGCCUGGGCCGGCUCCUGCACCCGGGAGCGGAGUUCUCGUGUUGAGGAGCCACAGAGUUUUCAGGAUAGGAAGAGGAAUUGAUUCUGCCUGCCGGGGAGAUGUGGUGUUAAUCAAGAAGUGCUUCUUUUCAGGCACAGUUACUCCAGUAUAUUAGAUUUGGAGUUAAAAUUAGCGUCAGUAUAGUUUUUUAUAAAUAAAAAUGUCUGUUUUGGCUGAUAACGCUUUACCGCUAUCGCGUCUCGCCCGUUCUGUGCGUGGUGAUAACUUCAAAUGAACUUUCUCCGGUCUGUGUAACACGGUGUGGUGCAGCCCCGCUGGCACGCUUGGGCCUUAAAGGAAUAUUUAAGGUAAAUAUCCAUAACAUGGUGGCAGUCCUGGAAGUGAUCUCCAGCCUGGAGAAAUAUCCCAUUACCAAAGAGGCACUUGAGGAAACGAGACUUGGGAGGCUUAUCAAUGAGGUGAGGAAGAAGACAUCCAAUGAGGAACUUGCCAAACGUGCCAAGAAAUUGUUGCGGAAUUGGCAAAAGUUGAUAGAACCUGUAACCCAGAGUGAACCGGUGCCAAGAGGGUUGCCGAAUCCACCGGGGUCAGCGAACGGUGGCGCUCACAACUGCAAACCAGAAGCGCAGCUUUCCGCUGUGGCUGCACCGAAGCCAAUCAGCGAAUUGAAAAGCAGGAAUGAUAUACAGAAACUAAACUCUCCGAAAACGGAGAAAUUGGGAAAUCGGAAAAGGAAAGGUGAACACCGGGACGGGCAUCAGGGCCCUCCUCCCCCUAAAGUCUCCAAAGCUAGUCAUGAAGUGUUACAGAACUCUUCGCCCCCUCCAACGAACGGGAUUGGAGGUAGUCCUGAGAAUUUUCCUAGUCCUGUAGAUGUAAAUGUACAUGCAGGGCCUGAGAGCAGCAGGACAGAACUCAGUGAAAACGAUAAACACAAUAAGAUCCCAGUAAACGCUGUAAAACCUCACACCAGUUCUCCAGGACUUGUAAAACCUUCAAGCACUUCCUCGCUAUUAAAGACUGCGGUGCUUCAGCAGCAUGAUAAAUCGGAAGAAACCACAGGACCGCACCAACCCAAGAGUCCUCGCUGUUCCUCGUUCAGCCCUAGAAGCGUCAGGCAUGACACUUUUGCUCGGCAGCAUACCACGUACUCACCAAAGGAUUCGAUGCCUAGUCCAUCUCAAAGGUCUCAGUUUUUAGAUACUGCACAGGUGCCGUCACCGCCACCAUCCUUGAUGCAACCAUCCACACCUCCCAUGCCAGCGAAAAGACUGGAGUUCCCUCAGCAAUCAGCCCCGGAGGUGCCGCAGCCCUGGCAGGAGCAGCAGGUACCUCCGGACAGCCAGCACAGGCACCCAGCGGGCACCCUGCAACCGCACACGGCUCCGGGCUGCAAAACCAGCUCCCACCCCAGCGAGUCUCUCACGCCGCACACGGGCCUUUCACAGGACGCUUCAAAAAUGGACAGUGAUGAUGCUGCUUCAGGUUCCGAUAGCAAAAAGAAGAAAAGGUACCGACCCAGAGACUAUACAGUCAACCUGGAUGGGCACGUGAUAGAAGGGGGUGUGAAACCUGUGAGGUUAAAAGAGAGAAAACUCACUUUUGAUCCCAUGACAGGACAGAUAAAACCUUUAACACAGAAAGAUCCUUUGCAGGUAGAAAUCCCUGCACUGGCUGAGCAGCACAGGACAGAAACGGAAAAGCAGGAGCAAAAACCCAACCUGCAAAGCCCUUUUGAACAAACGAACUGGAAAGAGUUGUCCAGAAAUGAAAUCAUUCAGUCAUAUUUAAACAGACAGAGUAGCUUGCUGUCCUCAUCAGGAGUACAGACUCCAGGAGCUCACUACUUCAUGUCUGAAUAUUUAAAGCAGGAGGAAAGCACUAGAAAAGAGGCUAGAAAGACUCACGUUCUAGCUCCUAACAGCAAACCUACAGACUUGCCUGGGGUCACGCGGGAGGUCACGAGCGAUGACCUCGACAGAAUACGUGAACACAACUGGCCAGGCGUGAACGGUUGUUACGACACACAGGGUAACUGGUAUGAUUGGACGCAGUGCAUAUCGUUAGAUCCACACGGGGAUGACGGUAGAUUGAACAUCCUGCCUUACGUCUGCCUAGACUGAGUCCAGUUUUGCUAAAAACAUACAGUACAAUACAAUACAAAGGCUUUUGACAUCUGCAGUUAGCAAAAAUGGCAGACACGAUGCCACUUAAAGAGGGAGAAAAACCUCUUGUCCUGGACAAACAGGCCCAACGAGCAGAGGGUGGGAGGGAGCUGGGGCUUGACAGCUCUUCCCUUUCGAUUCUCCUUUUGUGAAAUGCUGCUACCAGUUUACUAACAAUUGCAAAGGAAGGCAUACGAAGGUUGAUACAAUUGAGUUCAAAACUCUAGCGAGCCAGCUAUAAAAAAGUGUUAGUCCCCAAGAAGUGAAGAGGAUUUCCAGCACUUUCUGAAUGCCGGAAUCUUAUUACAGGCAGGUACAGAGAAAAUUGUGGAAGUUACCUUAACAAAAUAUGCAUCUAUUUAUUUGACUUGAUUUGGGUUUUUAUUUGGCAGUGAGGUAUUGGAGAGACAAUGUGCAAAACCUGUAGUUUCAUUUGUGUCACAUCUCUGAACAUGAUUGCGUUGGGUUGUUUUGACGCCACGUGGUACGGAGGUUGGGUUUAAAGAGCAGGAGUUGCACUGCGGGCUGGGCCACCGGCUGCAGCUCAGCGUUCCAUAGGCAUCGCAUCCUUUAGUCUGGUUUCAGUUUCAAUCCAGUCUCUGAGAAAUGCUGCAAAAACUAGAUGUUAAACGAUAUUUUUGAUCCCACCACCACCAGCCAAAUAUCUUUCCUCCUUUUCCCUUCCUGCAAACUUCUAGGAAAAGAAAAAAAAAAAGAAAAAAAAGAAAAAAAAAAAAAGAAAAAUCACCUUUUCUAGAGUCUAAAUGUAAUGAGGGUGCUACGAGUUUGUAACUGUACUGUGAGAGGGAAAAAGGACGCCUGUUUGUAUGCUGGAAAUAUACUUGUUACCAUUCCUUUAGAUAUUGUUUGCCUUAUGGAUAUCCAUCAUAAACGCAAUUUGCAAAAACAAAGAGCCUUAGUGAAUGUACAGUAACUAGACUUCUGUGUUCUCGGGACGCAGAAGGGAGCAACUUUGCUAUUUGGUCCUUUAAGUGGACACAUUGUGAUAUAAAUGUGGAAAUAAAAAAAAAAUUUGCACAAA
This is a messenger RNA of Columba livia (rock pigeon), 8032 nucleotides long. It is a transcript of the gene MED26, whose product is annotated as mediator complex subunit 26. Gene Ontology annotation, cellular component: mediator complex; core mediator complex; nucleus. Gene Ontology annotation, molecular function: transcription coregulator activity. The record is from RefSeq and is a predicted model, not a curated record. The transcript has 3 exons. Gene Ontology annotation, biological process: regulation of transcription by RNA polymerase II; positive regulation of gene expression. NCBI's taxonomy places the organism in Eukaryota, Metazoa, Chordata, Aves, Columbiformes, Columbidae. The coding region runs from base 5188 to 6948 and encodes 586 amino acids.